This is a messenger RNA of Daucus carota subsp. sativus, 2292 nucleotides long. RefSeq names its product probable inactive receptor kinase At1g27190. The transcript has a single exon. Gene Ontology annotation, molecular function: ATP binding; protein kinase activity; protein binding. The coding region runs from base 254 to 2065 and encodes 603 amino acids. The record is from RefSeq and is a predicted model, not a curated record. NCBI's taxonomy places the organism in Eukaryota, Viridiplantae, Streptophyta, Magnoliopsida, Apiales, Apiaceae. Gene Ontology annotation, biological process: protein phosphorylation.
AAAUUAAACUAAGUUAGUUAGGAAGAGUCAAUUCAACCUCAAUUAACAAUUAUCAUACGCCUCUACGCGUUAAAAGUUUCCACAUUCCAUAGUAAAAUGAUUCAAUUCAAAGCAUGAAAAGACAAAGUCAAUGCCCCAGCCACCGAAGCCCACCCCCACAAUCUAUAUUCUCAUCCAACACUUGAUUCAGGACUUUUCUCAAACACAUGGUGAUCAUCCCCACAAACCCUAAUUCCCUGUAACAACAAUCACCAUGACCUCCACCCCUCUUGUAAAACCUCUUCUCUUAGCUUGUUUUGUUAUAUCCUGUAUCUAUACAUCUGUAAUUGCUGAGGAUGAUGUGACUUGCUUGCAAGGGUUUAAAGAUUCAAUUCAGGAUGUAGAUAAUAAGCUAUUUGAAUGGAGCUUUGGUAAUACAACUGUUGGGUACAUCUGUAAGUACACUGGAGUCACUUGUUGGAAUGAUCGUGAGAAUCGUGUUGUAAGUCUCGAAUUACGGGAGUUGAAUCUUGCUGGUCAGUUACCGAAGGCGUUACAAUCUUGUCAUAAUAACUUGCAAACUCUUGUGUUGGCUGGUAAUAACUUUUCGGGUUCAAUACCGGAUAAGAUUUGUAGUUGGUUGCCUUUUUUGAGUACUUUAGAUUUAUCGGGUAAUAAGUUUGUUGGAUCAAUACCGGCGUCGUUGGCUGAUUGUACUUAUUUGAAUAAUCUUAUAUUAAGUGAUAAUCAGCUGUCGGGAGAGAUACCUGUUCAGUUAACUAGUUUGAAUCGGCUUAAGAAGUUUUCUGUUUCAAAUAAUGCUUUGAAAGGGACGGUUCCAUCCGCGUUUAGUAAAUUUGAUGAAUCAGAUUUUAGUGGGAAUAGUGGACUUUGCGGUGGACCGUUGAAGAAGUGUGGUGGUUUGAGUAAGAAGAAUCUUGCGAUUAUUAUUGCGGCUGGUGUGCUCGGUGCAGUUGGAUCGUUGUUGUUAGGGUUUGGGUUGUGGUGGUGGUGUUUGAGGUCAAAUAGGAGGAAGAAAGGGAGCGGAUAUGGGGGAGAAGAUAGUGAGAGUUGGGUUGAGAAGUUGAGGGCUCAUAAGCUUGUUCAGGUUUCUUUGUUUCAGAAACCGCUUGUGAAGGUCAGGUUGGUGGAUUUGAUGGCUGCCACAAAUAAUUUUGAUGGAGCGAGUGUUAUUAUAACUGCUAGGACUGGAACAACCUAUAAGGCUGUUCUUCCUGAUGGGUCUGCACUGGCAAUUAAGCGGCUAAGUAGGUGUAAGCUGAGUGAGAGGCAAUUUGGUUUUGAAAUGAAUAGAUUGGGGCAGCUUAGGCAUCCAAAUCUAACUCCAUUAUUGGGUUAUUGCUUGGUGGAAGACGAGAAGCUUUUGGUAUAUAAGUACAUGUCUAACGGAACAUUGUAUUCAAUGUUGAAUGGGGGGAAUGCUAGUGAGCUAGACUGGGAAACCAGGUUUAGAAUUGGUUUGGGUGCUGCAAGGGGGCUUGCUUGGCUUCAUCAUGGGUGUUAUCCUUCUAUAUUGCACCAGAAUAUUAGCUCUAAUAUGAUACUCUUGGAUGAAGACUUUGAUGCUCGUAUAAUGGAUGUUGGAUUGGCUAAGCUUAUGACAUAUUCGGAUCCCAAUGAGCGUGGCCUUGUAAAUGGAGAGUUGGGUGAGCUUGGUUAUGUAGCUCCAGAGUACUCGAGCACAAUGGCUGCUUCUGGAAAAGGGGACGUUUACAGUCUUGGGGUAGUGUUUUUGGAGUUGGCUACUGGUCAGAGAUGUCUUGAAGUUAGUGGUGCUGAAGAAGGAUUUAAGGGAAAUUUGGUGGAUUGGGUGAAUCACCUUUCUGUUUCUGGUCGAAUUAAAGAUGCAAUUGAUAAACGGCUCCGUGGAAGGAAACAUGAUGAAGACAUUGAACAGUUUUUGAGAAUUGCAUGCCAUUGUGUGGAAACUGUGCCCAAAGAUAGGUGGUCAAUGUUCAAGGUCUAUGAAUCUCUGAGGAUUAUUGCAGAGGAACAUGGCUUCUCGGAACAAUAUGAUGAAUUUCCAUUGCUUUUUGGCAAAGAAGAUAUGGAUAAGGUAAUAUAGUUACUGUUGCUGAAAGGUGUUGUAAGCAUGAAAAUGUGGCGUAAAUGUUCUCUGGUAAUUCCUGCAUCAUGUGGUAAGUACUCAGACUAUCGAUGUAUCUUAUCUAAAUCCCGCUUUUGUCUUCUUUCUGUAAUACAAUUCUAUAUAUCAGGUAUAACUGUACUAUACAUUAGGAAUUUUAAUAUGCUUUUCCUAUUUAUGAAAUUAUUGUUGUCUGCUUGUGUGCA